UAUACGACCGUGGCGCUGCAAACGCAAGUUCAGCGCCGUCGUCUCCAUCCCCUCGCCGUUCCCCACACCCAACCGCCGCGACUCCCCCGCCGCCGCCGCCGCCGCCGCCGCCGCCAUGGAAGACCACCGCCACCACCACCGCCACCACCGCCCUCACCGGAUCUCCGUCCCGCCCCGCGCCGCGGCUGCGGCCGCCUCGAGGCCGCCCUACCCCGCCUUUUCCUUCCCCCCGUCGACCCCGACCCCGACGCCGUCGAAGUCGCGCGGCUUCUCCCUCCUCACCCCGUCCUCUGCCCGGCUCUCCGCCGGCGGCGGCGGCGGCGGCGGCAGCAGAUCCUCGCUCCCCUUCCUCUUCCUCCUCCUCUUCUCCCUCCGAUCCCUCUACGGCCUCCUCCCCUUCCUCCGCUCCUCCCCGCCCUCCUUCUCCCUCUUCCCCUUCUCCUUCCUCGUCUCGCUCCUCUCCUUCCUUCUCUCCCUGUCCUUCUCCCUCCUCUCCCCUCCCUCGCCGCCCUCCAAAUCCCCCCUCCAGCCGAAGCUCCAGGGCCGGCGGCACCUCCUCGUCCUGGCCUCCCUCUCCCCCUCGCAGAACAGGUCCCUCGCCGCGAAAUCGGUCCUCCUGGCCGUCGUGUUCCUCCUCCGGUUCCAGGCCCUCAGGUACUGCAGCGCCGCGGCGAUGAUCCUCGCCGAAUUAUCCGGCAACGUCGCCGCGCGGUUCCUCGCCGAGGGGAAGAUUAGGGAUUCCGGCUAUCUGGGUAAGAAUCGAUCCUCUAGGGUUCGCGGGUUUAUUGCAUUGUUUCUGGGAUUGUUUCUUUUGGCUCUGAGUUGGGACCGGAACAUGUGUUUCCCCUUUUCCGGAUCAUCGUCUUCUGUUGGUAAUUGGAGGUUCUCGGUAUUGCCUAGAGAGAAUUGUUUGAGGAUAUGGCCGAUGCUGUUGCCGUUCUUGUCCGGAUUUUUGGGGUGUUACGAGCGCGUGUCGAUGAAUCGGGGAGUGCUUCAGGAGCUGGGGCAGAAACGGCUUAGGUUGAUUUCGCUGCUCUAUACAUCUGUUGUGCUCUUUGUUCCUGCUGUUAUUAGCAUUCUUGUGUUUGAGCACGAAGGAGAUAGUAUUUCAGUUACCAGUUUAGGUUGGCCUCUAGCUAAUACUGUUGUUUUUGGAGUGCUGUUGAGUGAGAAUUGCAGUGAUGAGAAGUUUGUGAGCUCUAAAGACUUUCGGAGGGAAUUUUUGGUUACGUUCGCUUGCACGGUGGUUUUGGAGUUGUUCUACUUCCCUGAGCUCUCGCUCUGGGGAUUAUUGCUUUGUGGGAUACUUCUUUAUGUUGCCGUUGCGGAGCUGGAUCCUGUUUACUCGAGUUACGCUGAGUUGGGUUUGGAAUCGUCGGAGCCAUUUACUACCUCGAUCAUAAGGCCUAUCCGUCACAUUUUGAGCGAGAGGAAGUCUCGCAAGAUUGCGCUUUUCCUCAUGAUCAACACCGGGUACAUGGUUGUCGAGUUCGUAGUUGGGUUCAUGAGCAACAGUCUUGGCUUGAUAUCAGAUGCAUGCCACAUGUUGUUUGACUGUGCUGCUUUGGCUAUUGGCCUUUAUGCUUCGUAUAUAUCACGCUUACCUGCUAAUGGGCAGUUCAAUUAUGGUCGUGGGAGAUUUGAGGUUCUCUCUGGGUAUGUCAAUGCAGUUUUUCUGGUGUUGGUUGGAGCACUUAUUGUGUUAGAGUCUUUUGAAAGAAUUUUGGACCCGCAGGAGAUCUCGACCAAUAGUUUGUUAACCGUGUCCAUUGGCGGGCUUCUUGUCAAUGUGGUUGGGUUGAUAUUCUUCCAUGAAGAGCAUCAUCAUGCGCAUGGUGGAUCCUGCUCUCACUCGAAUUCUCACUCCGGUUCCCAUUCCCAUUCCCAACACCAACAUGACCACGACUGCCACAGUGAGGAUCAGAAAUGUAUUUCUGUCGACCAUGAUUGCCAUGAAAAAUCUUGCUCUGAUCAUCAUAACCAGCAUGGUCACCAUCAUUCUGAUCACCACAGCAAUGACAAUGCUAAAAGUGCUUAUCCUACUUCGGGGAGCUCUAGUUGUCAUGGUCAUGACCAUGCUGACAUUCAUAGUGAAGGUUCUCAUGGGUUUGAUCAUGCUCAUCACAAUGACCAUGCUCAUGCUCAUGGUCAUGACCAUGACCAUCAUCAUCAUGAUCCGGUCUCCGCACAUCAUUACUCCACUGAAGGUCAUGCAGACGGACGUCUGCCUACUCAGACAGCAGCUCCACACUCCCAUGGGCACUGUUCGUCCAUUAGUCACAUCCACCAGAGAAAUCUACCAUCAAGUGAAGGGGAAGCUAAAAAACAGAGUCACCAUCACAUUGACCACAACAUGGAAGGGAUAUUCUUGCACGUUCUAGCAGAUACAAUGGGAAGUGUUGGAGUCGUUGUGUCGACUCUGUUGAUAAAGUACAAGGGAUGGCUGGUUGCAGAUCCUGCCAGCUCUAUAUUUAUUUCCAUUUUAAUUGUGUCCUCAGUCAUCCCGUUGCUCAGGAACUCGGCAGAGAUUUUGCUCCAAAGGGUGCCUAGGGCUCACGAACAGGAUCUAUUUAAUGCUCUAAACAAUGUCACAAAGAUAAAGCAGGUGAGAGGCAUUCCACAUUUCCAUGCAUGGAGCUUUACGAACACAGAGGUAGUGGGAACAAUCCAUCUUCAUGUCGAGACGGAAGCUGACAAGGCUUCCACAAAAGCACAAGUUUCCCGCAUGCUGCAUGAUGUGGGGAUUAACGAUCUUACGCUGCAGGUGGAGUGUGUCAAUCAUACUUAAUGCUGAUCUUGAACUAAUGCUGAGUUUCAUCAUUUUCGGGAUUGCUCGAAGAAAAGAGAAACCCCCCCUGUAUGAGGACUGAUUCAAAUUGCUGACUAAAAAUGUCAAUGAAGCUCCGGAUACAGUGCUGUCGCUGCUGUUCUGGGUUUCAUCUCAGUUACUCGGUGUGGUUCUAAAAAAUUCAUAAUGAAUGAGAAGAUGCAAGACAUCCAUCAAUCAACUGCUGGAAUGCUCGUCUUUUUUCUGGUAAGAUUGCAUGGUAAAGGCUGUUGUUGCCUCAAUGUCAUCGCGGUUUCCUUUUUGGAUUAGUGGUCCACAGAAAUUGGAUUGCUUUGAUGUAAAUAACUAGCUUAGUACCCGUGCAAUCUGCAUGCGCGGGAACUCCUUUUCUCUCAGCAAUAUAGAGUCCAAAGAAUUUUCUGUCCCGGUUUUGUUUAUGUAGUAGCUGUAACUUGUGAAUGAACAAAGGAGCUGGGGAUCAGCACUUGGUUGAUUUAAUGCCGAAUCUUAAAAAGUUUUGGAUAA
Messenger RNA from Syzygium oleosum, 3313 nucleotides. RefSeq lists its product as uncharacterized. Gene Ontology annotation, molecular function: zinc ion transmembrane transporter activity. NCBI's taxonomy places the organism in Eukaryota, Viridiplantae, Streptophyta, Magnoliopsida, Myrtales, Myrtaceae. The record is from RefSeq and is a predicted model, not a curated record. The transcript has a single exon. Gene Ontology annotation, biological process: zinc ion transport; intracellular zinc ion homeostasis; transmembrane transport. The coding region runs from base 116 to 2788 and encodes 890 amino acids. Gene Ontology annotation, cellular component: Golgi apparatus; membrane.